AAUCGGUGUGUAUGUGAAUGAGACCACUGGAAAUACAUAUGUUAGGAUGAACGGAGCAAAUGGUCGUCCAGUGGGUGGAAGUCAGCCAACAGUGGUGGAUGUACAAGGAAGUCAACCACCUGUCACACAACCUUAGAAGUUGGCAUAUUGAGUCGAUUUACUUUUGUCAGCCCCCAUGUAAUGACUUCCAUAAAGGAAGCUUUGAAAUCGACUCAUGUAACUAAUGGGGCACUUUGUUAGGAUUUGUAAGUUAAAACAUGUCCAGAAUCCAGG
This is a messenger RNA of Linum tenue, 273 nucleotides long. Lineage: Eukaryota; Viridiplantae; Streptophyta; Magnoliopsida; Malpighiales; Linaceae. The record is from the annotation of a GenBank genome assembly.